AUGUAAGGCUGAAAUGUGAAGUACUGAGUUUCACAGUCCUUUGAGCUAUAGGUAGGACAGUAUGGCGAGCUCCAGGAUGUCUCUCCUCUCAGCAAAUAACAGCAACCAUGUAUUAAUACAUGCUGGAAGCAUCAUCCUGGCUGUCAUCAGUCAGGUGAUCUCAGACAUCUUCUUUAUUCUGGCAAAGGACAGCAGCGUGCCCAAUGCUUUGUUUCAGACCUCACACCGGAAUAUGUCUGAGAGCUUCCCCCUGGAGGUGACAAUGGACUACUGGUCAGAAUAUUACUGGAUUAUGAUCGACUUGUGGUCUAAGGCUUGGCUUGUGGAUGCGGGGGUCAGCCUUUGUAGAAGAAAUGUGCUCGGCCCCGAGUCCUGCAAUCCAGAAAUCCACCCUCCAGUAUUCUAUCUGAUGUGGAGCACAGUUAAUGUUGCAAGGAUGUGCAGCAUGUCUCUGUGGGACAGACAGUGUAUACUUGGAGCUGCAUUACUCAGAUGGAUUCCAGCAGUUUAUAGCUUCUACAUGCUCCACAUGUCCUACUUUAACCUCAACAAGCACAAAGCCUGGCUCGCUAUCAACAAUCCAAGGGUGAUCCCAUGGACACAAUACCUGACCCAGAACGGGUUGGCGGUGUUUGCUUGGUGGUCUUUCUUGAAUGCUGUAGUGGGUUUUGGAAUUGUGCUCAAAUACAACGCCGGUGUUCCAGACCCACUAAUCAGCACCAUCGUCCUCACCGUUGUCACUGUGUCCAUCAUCAUAUGGUUCAUCCUACAGACCUUCUUGCUAACCAAAUACAUGGGCCACACUAACAGCGUUUAUGCCAUUCUCAUUCUGGGCCUGGGAGCAAUGUUCACCAGAAGCUACCGUCUCCAUGCCCUCACCGUAAACACAGUCUUCUGUGGGUUCCUCAUGCUCCUGGUGACCCUCAUGAGCUUGAUCUAUCUGAUGUCUGCAUGUUUGCACACGGAUAAGUCGAGCAAACCUCUCGACAUGGAGCUCUAUCAGAAAUCUGAUGACUGUGCGACAGUGUGUCAACCAGAAGGAAACAUGAAACUCCAGAAGUGACAUCAACAAUAAAAAAUCAGCUUAAAGAAUGGAAUAUCAUCUGAGCCCAGUGGUGGCAAGGAAGAGCUGCAUGACCUUUGAUGAGGAUGCUGAGCUGAAGUGGACUGAACGUCGGAUGAAAGCGGUGGGCGAAUGAAGACAAUAGGGACACAAUGAAGGUGGAUGGAUACUGCAGAUUUACCCCAUCCACAACGUGGUUUUGUUCGGUCAGACAAAUAAAGAUAUUAAACGAAAAA
This is a messenger RNA of Amphiprion ocellaris (clown anemonefish), 1299 nucleotides long. RefSeq lists its product as uncharacterized. The transcript has 8 exons. Lineage: Eukaryota; Metazoa; Chordata; Actinopteri; Pomacentridae. Bases 62 to 1063 code for a protein of 333 amino acids. The record is from RefSeq and is a predicted model, not a curated record.